AUGCGCCGCCGUCACGCCUGCGCGGCCGCGCUGGCGCUCUGCCUGAGCUACUCUGAAGCCGUCGACUGCGUCGCCGCGGGCUUCGCGCCGUCGCUGCGCUGCGGCUCCUGCGCGACGUUGGAAGCGCUCGUGCCCGACGAGGACAUUGUGAAAGACUGCCGGUCCUGCUGCGCCGACGACGACAAAGUCACGUACGUCAAGGCGCGGCUCGAGGUCUGCGAAUGAAAGCUCAAGCACUACCCCGUCGUCGCGGGCUUCGUCGAGAACAAGGCGGCCGCCUACGACAAGCUCGAGGUCGUCUACCGCCAGGGCCAGAAGCCGCGGCUCGUGCUGGUCGACGAGGAGGGCGACGUCGGCGAGACUCUACCGAUUGGGGGCUGGACGGAGGACACGAUCGUCGAGUACCUCGCGGACACGAUCGGCGCGGCGGCGGCGGCGAAGGACGAGCUCUGA
Molecule: messenger RNA, 453 nt
Organism: Pelagomonas calceolata
Lineage: Eukaryota; Pelagophyceae; Pelagomonadales; Pelagomonadaceae
Source: the annotation of a GenBank genome assembly